AUGUUGGCGCUCCUCUACAUUUCAGAAGUUCAUCAUCACAAAUUGACAAGUGUCGUCAGAACUGCUGUGACUGGGUGGAAUUCAGAUGCUAAUGAUGACGUCACAGAUUCAAAAAGCUUCAGCAAACAAUACAAAUCGAUUCUGAUUUGGAACAACAGCCCCAAAGUGAUCGAGACGGCAAUUUUUGGUUUCGGUCACGAUCCUUUCGUUCUGGAGGGAUGCGAGUUUUCCGACUGUACCAUUUUCAACCAGGAGUCGGCUGCAUCGUUACCUUUGGAAGAAUUUGACGCUGUGAUUGUGCAGAUUUCGACAAUGUGGCUCAGCGAUUUGCCUGAAAAUCGCACGAAACACCAGCGCUUCAUCUUUUUCGCUCAAGAGUCGCCAGCGUCGAUGACCGAAUCUCUGACCGACAUUUUUUCAAUGCGCAACUAUUUCAACUGGACCAUGAGCUACCGAUCCAAUUCAGACAUCCAAUUCUUGUACGGACGAAUUCAGCCGGGACCGACAGCCCCGAAGACUCGAGAGGAAACUCUUCGCUUGAUGAAAGACAAUCGAAAUAAUAAUAAGAAUUACGCCGCUAAUAAAAUCAAGUUGGUCGCCUGGAUGGUUGGUCAUUGCGACACGCUAGGAUUACGGGAAAUUUACGUCAGUCAACUGGCCAAAUUCAUCCCGAUCGACGUUUACGGCAAGUGUGGCAAUCUGAGCUGCUCCCGCAACACUAUGCACGCCUACUCCGAUCCCCAAUGCUACCAAAUGCUGGAAGCCAAAUACAAAUUUUACCUGUCGUUCGAGAAUUCCAUCUGCGAGGAAUACGUCACCGAGAAAUUCUUCGAGAUCGCCAAUCGGGACAUUGUCCCCAUCGUCUACGGUGGGGCCGAUUACAAACGGAUCGCACCUCCUCAUUCCUUCAUCGACGCCCUGGAAUUCACGCCCGAAGCACUGGCCCAGUACCUGACCAUUCUGGACGCAAACGACGAGCUCUACAACGAAUUUUUCUGGUGGAAAAGUCACUACAAAGUCGAAGCUGGAUUGCAGCAAAUGGCUCGCCACGGUUUCUGCGACUUGUGCAAGAAACUCCAUCAGGAUCAAGUCCCGAAAUGUUACCCCGAACUGGAAACCGAGUGGGACCCGAAAAAUAAAUGUUGGGAAAAUUAG
Molecule: messenger RNA, 1155 nt
Organism: Daphnia pulicaria
Lineage: Eukaryota; Metazoa; Arthropoda; Branchiopoda; Diplostraca; Daphniidae
Product: alpha-(1,3)-fucosyltransferase C-like
Exons: 1
Coding region: 1-1155 (384 amino acids)
Cellular component (GO): membrane
Molecular function (GO): alpha-(1->3)-fucosyltransferase activity
Source: RefSeq, a predicted model, not a curated record